AGCUCCAGUGUAGUACAAGGGAAGGUGUGAGAAUCAGGUAUUGUACAGGCAGGGGAGCGGGCAUGUGCAAGGGGGCUGAAACUGAUGGACAGCUGAGUCCUGUGUGUCACAUCCCUACACUGUCAUACAAACCAGAUGACCAGGAAUAUCCCUCACCUACCUGAGGACACUCAAGUGACAGAUGUAUCCAAGUGACAGUUAUAUGCCAACACAAGACUGGCACUCCAGUGGUUUGGUGACCGUACAUUGCUGCAGCAAUUAAUAUCAGCUUGGUAUUGCUUAUCUUUCUUUUACAGGAAUUUAUCUAAUAAUUAGUGUUGCUUGUCCCAGAUUAAUUUCUAUAAUUGUAUCCUGAUAACGUAUCACAGUGUAUCCCUUUCUGGGGCCCUGGCAAUUAUCAAGCACAAAAUCACCCGGCUGGAAGCGUUUGGGUCUGGAUACAACUAUUGAGAAAAUACUGAAUUCUUCAUUUGUUCCUGUGUUUGGUUAAGACUCUUCUGGCAGUAAAUGUGUUUGGACAACAGAGAGUGUCGGCCGUAUUCACCCCAGUUCUUCAGAGGAGAGCUGUCUGCUGUUUUACAUAUCCAGGAGGACUUGAAAGGUUAACAUCCCAUAGAUUGUAGCAAAUCCUUGCCGUCAAUGUGUGCCGUCGCACUCCUGGACUCGCUGUCAGCCACAUGUGGAUUCCGUGACCCAGAGCAAUGGCUAGCAUGGAGAAUGAGCAGCCAGCCCCGUCUACCUGCUGCAGCACAAACAGUCGCCAGACCACGCCAGCGCUCCCAGUCUAUAGCGGGAUGCCAGACCGUCAGACUGUGCAGGUGAUACAGCAGGCUCUGCACCGCCAGCCAAGCACAGCAGCGCAGUAUCUACAGCAGAUGUACGCAGCGCAGCAACAGCAUCUCAUGCUGCAGACCGCGGCGCUGCAGCAGCAGCAGCAACAGCAGCACCUGAGCAGUGCACAGCUGCAGAGCCUGGCCGCAGUACAGCAGGCCAGUCUGGCAGCCGGCAGACAAGGGGCUUCUCCUGGUGUCAGUGCCCCUCAACAGAGCCCAUCCCAGCCUCCUACGAUUAACCUCGUCAGCUCUCCGCAGAUUAUCAGCCGCGCUCAGACGGUGAGCACCACUCCAUCCUCAGGGAUCACUCAGCAGGCCGUGCUCCUGGGAAAUGCUUCCACUCCUGCUCUGACUGCCAGUCAGGCUCAGAUGUACCUGCGGGCUCAAAUGCUCAUCUUUACUCCUACAGCCACGGUGACAAGUGUCCAGUCAGAGGUCAGUGCUGGAGCCACUACACAGACCCCAAUUAGCAGCACUCAGGUGCAGAACUUGGCAGUGCGGGGACAGCACUGUGCAGCAGGAGGGCUCAGCUCCCAAUCGCAUCUCCCCAAUAUCGCUAUGAAGCCACCCACAAGCAACCUCAGCCUCCAGCCAGUGACCAGCACAUCUCAAGUCAAACCUACCGCACACAUAAUCCUGCCAGGGGGCCGAGGGGGCAUUAGUGAUUCGUCAGACAUCCACAAGAAGGGGGAAGGUCAUAUCACUGAUGGUCGUGCAGGACCUACCAGCCGGACUGUGGUACCCGUAACUGCUCACUCAAUCAUCACUCCAGCGUAUCCUCAUCAACCUGUGCAGCAGCAGAAGCAGAUUCAGCACCAGUUUGUUAUACAGCAGCAGCAGAUCCAGCCACGUCCCGUCCUCCCUCUCACCCAGAUCAGCUCUCCCCUGCAGCCCCUCACCCACCAGCCACAGCUGUCCCAGUGUCUCACCGCCCCACCCAUCACUUCUCAGGCUCAGCUGGAGCCCCCCUCUACAUGCACUGAAUCCAACAGGCAGAGGCCCAGCCCGGUGUUACAGAUCUCCACUGCCCAGCCAAGCCCAACAGUACCUGAAAAACUCAUCCAGGAAGGGCAGGAAGUGGCUGCACAGCGCAGGCUGCUCCCACAAAGCUCUACUGUCAUCCUGCAAAUCCAGGCACCCCCAGCGGCGACACCUCCUCUCCAGGAAACCGCUCGUAAACUGGUUCCUCCUCCUGCGCCGAGGAAUCUCGUGAACAGCCCCACACUCAUACAGAUGCAUCCGCAGCCUGCCCCACUAUCCCAGGGUACUCUGUCACUCACGCCAUCUGCUGUCUCCCUCACAGUGGCACCGAGACUCAAUCUAACCCAAUCUGACGAUUCCAGCCAGCUGUGUCUUCCUGAUCCAAACGUCCAUCUUGCCUUGGACAUGACCUCUGGGAACGGAUCCUCCCCGGUGCCUAUUGCUGCCACAGGCACCACACCGCAGAAUGGUGAGAAUAAACCACCGCAGGCCGUGGUCAAACCCCAGAUCCUCACCCAUGUCAUUGAAGGCUUCGUGAUCCAAGAAGGAGCCCAACCCUUCCCGUCACACAGGAGCAGAGCUGUGCUAGAGGUGGGUCGAUCAUCGCUACUGGUGGCGGCUCAGGAGAAGUUUCAGCAGGGACUGUUGGCUGAGAAGCUUCCCCAGCAAGACAAUAAUACAACUACAACCACUACAGACUCAGAAAUGGAGGAGUCUUUUGUACCAGGAUCCAAAGAUGAUGAAGAUCCUCCAAAACUUAAAUGUGAACUAUGUGGUCGGGUGGACUAUGAGUACAAGUUUAAACGCUCAAAAAGGUUCUGUUCUAUGGCUUGUGCCAAAAGAUAUAACGUAGGUUGCACCAAACGGGUAGGGCUAUUUCACCCUGAUCGCAGCAAGUUGCAGAAACCGGGAGGUCCCAAACAUGGGAGGAGGAGAUCAAGGAAAGGCGUCUUACAGAGUGCCAGUACAGACCCAAAGAAACAGAUUCCAGGAUCCAUCACCCCUCUGAGCGCUGUGCCUUUAUCCACUUCCUCUGCACUGAAACACAUCAACAGCCAGGAGGACUCCAGCCGGUGCUCAGAUAACUCAAGCUAUGAGGAGCCGCUCUCCCCUCUUUCUGCCAGUUCUUCACUGUCCCAACAGAGACAAAGUGAGAGAGACCUGGAACUUCCUUCCUUACCCGGUACAGACCUGCUGGAACUGAACCAUAACUUCCUACCCAGCGACCCCACCAAGUGGAACGUGGAAGACGUGUCUGCGUUCAUCAGGUCCUUGCCAGGCUGCCAAGAGAUUUCUGAGGAAUUCAGAGCACAAGAGAUAGACGGCCAAGCCUUGCUGUUGCUUAAGGAGGACCAUCUCAUGAGUACUAUGAACAUUAAACUGGGACCAGCACUAAAGAUCUAUGCCCGAAUCAGUAUGCUGAAAGACUCCUAGAUAUACUGGAUUUCCAAAUGGAGAAAAAUAACGUUUGGACACAUUUAGUAUUUUGUCGGUCUUCUGUGUGAGAUGGUGCUGCACACACUUCCCUUGUCCAUGAUGGUGCUGUGAUGGGACAGUAAAACAAUGUGUGAGAAUAGCAAUGCUGAGGCAUCUGAUGGCUGUUCUGUACCAGGUAUCAUAGCCACACUAGAAAUAGGAAAUGUAAUUUCCUGAGGCCAAAGUUACAAGUGUUCAAUGUUUCCUUCACUUCUAUGAAAGUAUGGAUGAAAUAUUAACGUCAUUGUCCACAUGUGGAAGACGCUUUUGUAUAAAACCCUAUAAAAAAAUAACUGGAUACGAGUGGACACAACUUUAUUUAUGAUUUCAUAAUUUUUUUUAUACAAUUUUUUUUUUUUUAAAGGAAUUUUGUUUUUCUCCGGACAUGUGCUGUAAACAAUUUAGUGUUUUGUAAUCAGAAGAUGUUGCUGGUUUCUAAGUAUUUCAGGACAAUUUCUCCUGUGGGAAGAACUACAAUGCACUACUGAUAUUUCCUAUAAGGUUUUAACCAUCAAGGAGGAAAAAAAGUAUUCGAGUAGCUGGUGGUUGUCAACUACAGAAAUUUCUUAAAUGUGAUGCCCGAGGUUUUACAGCUUUGUAGAUUUUUCUUUUUUCUUUUCAGAAUAAAUAGAAAGUGAUGCGCGGGAGCUAAUCCUAUUUUA
Molecule: messenger RNA, 3952 nt
Organism: Bombina bombina (fire-bellied toad)
Lineage: Eukaryota; Metazoa; Chordata; Amphibia; Anura; Bombinatoridae
Gene: PHC2
Product: polyhomeotic homolog 2
Exons: 17
Coding region: 702-3248 (848 amino acids)
Cellular component (GO): PRC1 complex; nucleus
Molecular function (GO): zinc ion binding; protein binding
Source: RefSeq, a predicted model, not a curated record